AUGGUAAAAAAAGUCACCUAUUCACGCAAGCCUGCAAAGCGACGGUUUUCCGCAGAGUUCCAGCAGGAUGACGAGACCGACAUGAGUGGCAAGAGGACCAAGUCAGACGGUGGAAUCAGAGAUGAGCCGCGUUUGUCAACGGCGCCAUCAAGUCGACAAGGCAAGAGACACUCUUUGCUGAAGAAGUGUGCGUUCGCUGGUCCUGUUUCCAUACCCGACGCCGACAGCGACAUGGACAUGGACACUAGGCGAAGUGAAAGCAAAGCGUCCGUUCUCGACAAGGUCAUCAAAGGAGGAAGAUACCAGGCUGCAAAACCGGAUGAAGACACUAUGCGACGCAACCGAGAUGACUUUGUUGAGAUUAUGAAGAACGGCCAUAAGAGGAACAGCCAGUUACCCACCCCUCCAGCAGAACAACACGUGCCCAAGGAGGAGACCUUCUCACGGCUCAACGGAUUUACUCACAAACGGGAGUUCAAGUUGAUCAACUCACCAACGCCUCCCACGCCGCCAACGCCGACGUCGCAGCUCUUUGGACGCGUCAUUACUAAUGAGCAACCAAAAGAGCCGUAUCAACCAAAGACGUACAAAGCCGAGCAGACCCUUGCGCCACGCAGGACCAUCACGGGAGAUCGAUUGUCGACCAAGUCACGGGAAUCUCAAUUGUGGUCUGCAAACCAAACCAGCUCCCCGUUUUUGCAGUUACCGGAAAAUGUUCGCAGUCUCAUCUACAAGUAUGCGCUAGGUGGCAAAACCAUCAAUAUCGGAUUUGAGACGUAUCACACACGGGUGGACCCUACCCGGCCCACUUUUGCAAAGCAGUCCGUACCAGUGUUCAAGUACCGCUGCACUGUCUAUGACCAGUUCUCAGGCCAGCCAACCAACCCUUAUAGAGCUAUGCCAUUCGUCAAGACUGCCAAAAGCUUUACUUUACUCAACCACGUUUGCCGCCAAAUGUACGAGGAAGCAGCGACGCUACCCUACAAGCUCAACCUGAUAUGCUUCGACUCGCACAGCACCAUGAUUAAUUUCUUACUCAUGGAAAAGCGGCUGUCACGUCGACACUUGGAGGCCUUUACUCAGAUUUUGCUACCCGAUGGACUACCGGCGACCAACAUACUGACAUGCUUGCGCAACGUCGACAAAGUGUAUCUUGCAUUUGAACAUUACGGGAAGCUGAAGGGCUGGUAUCAAGUCGUGCGUGCAAACUGGCCUCCCUAG
Messenger RNA from Pyrenophora tritici-repentis Pt-1C-BFP, 1221 nucleotides. RefSeq lists its product as uncharacterized. Lineage: Eukaryota; Fungi; Ascomycota; Dothideomycetes; Pleosporales; Pleosporaceae. The record is from RefSeq and is a predicted model, not a curated record.